GAUACAUAUCAAAAAGAAAAGAAAAAACUUUCAUUAAAUGUUUAUUAAAAAUAUUAUCUCAAAAUUAAAAUACUAUUUCCAUAUCCAAAAUAAAAUAAACACCAAGUAAUCUUCUCUCCAUCCACCACAUAACAACAAAAAGAAAAACAGAGCAAGCAGAAACCCUAGUUUAGAGUCUCCAUUCUAGGGUUUCAACUUUCAGCUCCAGAUCGAUCGCAUCCAUUUUGUUUGAAGCCACACAUUCAAUCUCCCUGUUCCAUCCUCUUCAAUGGCGGAAGAUAAUAACAGAAGAAACGGAGACGAUCGAAGCGAGACCAGUGAUUGCACAUCUGAAGACGAAGGAACAGAGGAUUACAGGCGCGGAGGUUAUCAUGCAGUUCGUGUUGGUGAUAAGUUUAAGCAUUCCAGAUAUGUUGUUCAGAGCAAGCUCGGUUGGGGUCAUUUUUCAACCGUUUGGCUCGCUUGGGACACUCAGAAAUCGAGAUAUGUAGCUUUAAAAGUUCAGAAGAGUGCUCAACACUAUACCGAGGCAGCAAUGGAUGAAAUCACCAUCUUAAAGCAAAUAGCUGAGGGUGACCCAGACGACAAACGGUGUGUGGUAAAGCUUCUGGAUCACUUCAAACAUUCUGGACCAAACGGGCAGCAUGUAUGCAUGGUCUUCGAGUAUUUGGGCGAUAACCUGUUAACGUUAAUCAAGUAUUCCGACUACCGUGGCGUUCCCCUUCACAAGGUUAAGGAAAUCUGCUUCCACAUUUUAGGUGGUUUGGAUUACUUGCAUCGUCAACUGUCUAUUAUCCACACGGAUCUUAAGCCAGAAAAUAUUUUACUUCUGUCCAUGAUUGAUCCCGAAAGAGAUAGAACAAAAGCAGGCGCACCCAUUAUUCCGUCAUCAAGCAAGGAUAAUAAUUCGAGUUCGACCAAUGCUAGUGCUUCGAAAGAAGUCAAGGUUUCAAAUAGCGAUCUUACGAAGAAUCAGAAAAAGAAAAUUAAGAAAAAGGCUAAAAAGGCCGCCCAAAAUGGCGUCGGAAAGGAUGACGUUGAAGAAGCCGAAGCGGACAAUGAGAAAACCGGUAACGGUGACGCCCUUGAAGAACGUGCCACGUCAUCGGUUGUGAAAACCGAGUCGAGGAAUCUAUCCGAAGCGAGGGAUUCCCGCCAAGGAAAUCAACUUCGUGGAAGAGGUAGCCGUUCUACACGGCAGAGGCUUUUGGGGGAAGUUGAUGUUAAAUGCAAGUUGGUUGAUUUUGGUAAUGCAUGUUGGACGUAUAAGCAAUUUACCGGUGAUAUCCAAACCAGACAAUACAGGUGUCCGGAGGUUUUACUGGGAUCGAAAUACUCGACCCCUGCGGAUCUGUGGUCGUUUGCGUGCAUAUGCUUUGAGCUUGCAACGGGUGAUGUUUUAUUUGAUCCUCACAGUGGCGACAAUUACGAUAGAGAUGAGGAUCACUUGGCCCUAAUGAUGGAACUUCUUGGUAUGAUGCCUCGAAAGAUAGCGUUAGGCGGGCGUUACUCUCGUGAAUUCUUCAACAGGCACGGGGAUUUAAGGCACAUCAGGCGAUUACGGUUUUGGCCUCUACAUAAAGUACUAAAGGAGAAAUACGAGUUUCGCGAACAAGACGCAACGGAUUUGGCCGAUUUUCUUGUUCCAUUACUCGACUUUGCUCCCGAGAAAAGGCCCACAGCUGCUGAAUGUCUUAGUCACCGAUGGUUGACCGGAGGACCACCUUACAGUUUGACUCCUGCUGUUGAUUCUACUCCUAUAGCCAGUGAUAAUGAUAAUAAUAAUAAGACGUGUGAGAAAACUCGAGAGAUGGAUGCGCGGGAAGCUAUGGAGGCCGGAAUGGGAAACAUAGCUAUCGAUGGAGUUUCAAAAUCGCUACCGAAACAGGCUUGUUAAGUUUCACAGGUAAUCGUUAAUUCGUUAUUUAUAUGAAUCACAAACUAAGAGUCCGAACUUGAUUAAAAAUUGAAUCUGUAUUUUCUUAUGUAUUUGGAUACGUGAUACAACUUGUUCGAUUAGAAAGGAUGUAAUGUUUUUGAAACUGUUAUUUUUUUUUUUUUCAGUAAUGAAGUGCAAAUUCAUUUUUUUUACUGUGUGAAAGGUAACAUUGCUGGUUUUCUGGAAGUCGGUCCGCAGAUUGUUUGUACAACUUAUGUUGCAGGAGAUUUAUGGAUUUGGACAUUCAUUCCCUUUGUAGAUGUUGCAUGUGUUUUGAUGUGGUGAUUCUAAUUGUACAUUUUUUUGGGUCUAUUUCUUUUUUAUUUAUUUAUUUUGCUACCAAACAUAUGAAAGAAUGCAAUGUUUUAUUUUGGAUUUUCAUUACUCCGCCAAUAUGAUGAGAACUUUUUGGUUUCA
This is a messenger RNA of Helianthus annuus (common sunflower), 2356 nucleotides long. RefSeq names its product serine/threonine-protein kinase SRPK. The transcript has 4 exons. Gene Ontology annotation, molecular function: ATP binding; protein kinase activity. Gene Ontology annotation, biological process: spliceosomal complex assembly; protein phosphorylation; regulation of mRNA processing. Lineage: Eukaryota; Viridiplantae; Streptophyta; Magnoliopsida; Asterales; Asteraceae. The coding region runs from base 269 to 1897 and encodes 542 amino acids. The record is from RefSeq and is a predicted model, not a curated record.